AUGGAGGACUUCAUUCACUUCCUUCUGGAUCAAGGUUGUUCGAUUCAAGACUCGAAUCUUUACAUGAAAGUGAAUACAACUAAGCCUGGCCAAUUACAAACAGAGCUAGUGCUUUUAGAUACAGUGCUCGCUGCCGCUAUUCCCCACACAAGCUACCAGCUGGUAUCACGUCUGAUCACCGAAGGUGCUAAUAUCUAUGCCUGGCUAGCAGGGUAG
Penicillium verhagenii is the source of this 216-nucleotide messenger RNA. Its product is annotated as ankyrin. The record is from RefSeq and is a predicted model, not a curated record. The transcript has a single exon. Bases 1 to 216 code for a protein of 71 amino acids. Lineage: Eukaryota; Fungi; Ascomycota; Eurotiomycetes; Eurotiales; Aspergillaceae.